This is a messenger RNA of Maudiozyma saulgeensis, 1419 nucleotides long. Lineage: Eukaryota; Fungi; Ascomycota; Saccharomycetes; Saccharomycetales; Saccharomycetaceae. The record is from the annotation of a GenBank genome assembly.
AUGGACGCUUACGAGGAUUAUAACUCACCGUAUGGCGUCGCAACCAGGGCAGCUCAUCCUGGUGUAGUGCUGCUUUCACCGCAACCGUCAGGUGUAGGAUCCUCCCACACAAGUGGUCAGGGUCUUACCUCUGCAUUUGGUGGGAUGAGCAUCUCUAAUGACAGCAGUACGCUUGUCGAAGAAUCGAACUCUGCAGCAGCUGGCUCUGCUGUGAAUAUCAGUCAACAUACCACUGGACAUUCCUCUGGGCUCAUCAACUUGACUCAAGACAUUAACAAUAUUUGCAAAUGGUUAACAAACAUGUCAAGCGCUCAACAAAAUAUGGUCAUGGAUAACGUUAUCUCUGUAUUGAAGGAUGAUGUUCUUCAAUAUACAAAAUUGAAACUAGAUAGUCUUACAAAUUCUGGUUAUUUGUCCUCGCCGCCACAACCUCCUAUGAUCUCGUCACCGUUAUCUGUACCACUACUAAAUGAACUCACAGGUGGAUCUUCUUCUAAUGGUAUGAGUAAUAUGAACUCGAUGUUUAAUACUCAAAGAUCAUCAGCUGCGGCAGGUCCUGUAGCGGCAGGUUCCGCAGCAGUUAACUCGAAUGGUACUUUCCAUCCUUGGUCUCCUCAACCUACACUUGAUCAGCAACAACAACAACAGCAACAAUUUCUUUUACAACAGAGACCAAAGUCAGCAGAGCCAACUACUUAUCAAACAUCCGUCUCCAACGGUAUGAUAUCCAACUCUCGCCAUUUGAACCUUCAUAACAACAAGAAUUAUAAUGUUUUACCUCAACAACAACAGCAACAACAGCAACAACAGCAACAACAAAGUAUGAGUACUUCCCCAAAUAAACUUUAUCAUCAACAAAUCUCUUAUAAUAAUAGCAAUAAUCGUAUUAAUGGGAACAAUGUUAAUUCUAAUGGAAGAAAGACUUACCAGGAUUUACAAUCUCAGCCUCAGCACCAUCCUUACACUUAUACAAGCACAGGGUUACAUUCUUACAAUAAUUUUUAUUCUUUUACAAGAGCUCAUCAAAAUAAACACAGACAUGGAAAUGAUGACCAUAACAAUGGUAUGGGUCAUGGAAAUAUUAAAAAUCCAGCAAAUGCAUCAAUGAAUCCUAAGAACCUUACAGAUCCAAAGCUAUUAACAGAUGUUCCAUCAUGGUUGAAAUCAUUACGUCUUCACAAAUACUCUGCUAUUUUACAAGAUUUCUAUUGGGAAGACCUUAUUGAACUUAGCGAUGAAUUCCUUGACAAUCAUGGUGUUGCAGCCCUUGGUGCACGUAGAAAAUUAUUAAAAGCAUUCGCUAUUGUUAAAGAAUAUAAAUCAACCGGACAAAUUGAUUCGAGUGCAUUUACCCAAAAGAAGCAUUCAGAACCACCAGGCUCAAAUGGUUCAGGUGAAUUGUCUCAAGAUUCUGUUUAA